This is a messenger RNA of Carassius carassius (crucian carp), 1838 nucleotides long. It is a transcript of the gene cxcr1, whose product is annotated as C-X-C chemokine receptor type 1. NCBI's taxonomy places the organism in Eukaryota, Metazoa, Chordata, Actinopteri, Cypriniformes, Cyprinidae. Gene Ontology annotation, biological process: neutrophil chemotaxis; G protein-coupled receptor signaling pathway; immune response. Gene Ontology annotation, cellular component: membrane. Gene Ontology annotation, molecular function: C-X-C chemokine receptor activity. The record is from RefSeq and is a predicted model, not a curated record. The transcript is spliced from 2 exons. The coding region runs from base 295 to 1386 and encodes 363 amino acids.
UAAAAGCAACAUCCUGUCUUCUGCAUCUCCUUCAGGAAUCAGAAACUUAGAGGUGAGGAUCAGCUUGUCUCCUGUGAAAGGGAAAAAUGUUUCGAUAUUCCUGAAAACUAAGAAUAUGUUUCUGAGAAAUAAAUAGACAAAUUAGAACAUCUGAGUUGAGAUUAUACACUUGAAGUAACCUUUAAGACUUAGACAAACAGGAUAUAUCAACAAGGUUAUAAAGUAGUCUAAAUUGACAUCUCUGACAUUUCAUCCUGUGGAUUAUUAUCACGGUACCACAUCAAAAAAGAAGUUAUGAUGACUGAUCCAAACCGUAUUCUGAAUAUCAGUGACUACAAUGACUUCUACGGAGGGUUGAACGACACAGAUCUCCAGAACUCGACUGAAUUUGUUGUGGAUGAGAAGACGUUGCUUUGCUCCUCCGCCUCCAUGGUGGAUGCCGUCAACAUUGCGUUCUGUGUCUUAUUUGUGUUCAUCUUUCUGAUGGCUAUUCCUGGGAAUCUGAUCGUAGGCUGGGUCAUCAUCUCGCACAAACACUUGCUUACCGCCUCAGAUGUUUACUUAUUCAACCUGAUGCUGGCCGACACGUUAUUGGCUCUGAUUCUACCAUUUUCAGCGUUUUCCGUGAUCCAAGGUUGGGUGUUUGGUGAUAUUGCAUGCAAGUUGGUUUGCCUGGUGAAGGAAAUGAACUUCUACACCAGUAUUUUGUUCCUGGUGUGCAUCAGCGUGGAUCGCUACAUGGUCAUCGUCAGAGCUAUGGAGUCCCAGAAGGCUCAGAGAAGAUUGUGCAGCGGAGUCGCCUGUGCAUUUGUGUGGGUCUUUGGAUUGGUGCUCUCUUUGCCGUCAUUCUACAACGAGGUGUAUUACGAGCCAGUUUCCCAGCAGACCAUUUGUGCAGAACGCUUUGAGACGAAUAACGCUGACGAGUGGCGACUGGCCACGCGUAUCAUGAGGCAUCUGCUCGGGUUCCUCUUCCCUCUGGUGGUCAUGUUAAUCUGCUACAGCUUGACAGUGGAGCGGCUCUUGCGUACACGCUGUUUCCAGAAACAGAGAGCCAUGAAGGUCAUUGUGGCUGUGGUUGUGGCCUUUCUUCUGUGCUGGACCCCCUUUCAUGUUUCGACAAUUGUUGACACCCUCCUGAGGGCCAGAGUGGUUCAAUUCAGCUGUUCCACACAAACGUCGGUGGACGUCGCCAUGUUCGUAACUCAAAACCUUGGCCUUCUGCACUGCUGUGUGAACCCGUGGCUGUACGCCUUUGUGGGAGAGAAGUUCAGAAAAAGAUUUCUGCAAAUGCUUCAUAGAAAAAGAGUUCUGGAGUCAUUCUGCCUCUCCAGAUCUAGCAGGGCUACUUCUUUGACCUCGGAAGCCACUUCCAGCUUCCUCUGAGCUAAACAAUGGACAUCAGUUCAUGCGAACUUUAAAUAAUUUAGUGCACCUUCCCUUGCUUGGUUGAACUAGAAAAACACUUUGUUGUACAGGGCUAAUUGCCAUGAUGAAUUGGCACCCUCUAUCGGUCAGAAAAAGCACCUUUUUGAAGCCUAAAUGAAUAAAAAGGAAAGGAGCUACACCACAUUUGCUCAACUUCAGCAUCACCAACUCUAAGCUUCCGACAACACUUUCAUUCUUUAUUUAAAAAAUUAUUUUCAUUGUACGUUUGAAUUAGAAUAGUUUGCAAGAGCUUUGUUAUAAACACAGUGAGGGUGUUAAAGUGGACUAGUGAUUGUAUGAGUUUACGUGUUUGGCAUUUAAUGUCCCCGACAACCUCUGUAGUCUCAUUUUGACGCUUGAAGACAACUGCUUUUUUCAAGACAAGUGAAAGCUUUAAAAAACACACAGAC